AUGAAAGAUUCAGAGGGAUUUGCAUGGGACUUAUCAGUACUAUGACCAAUCAUAGUUGUACACCAAAUAUUCGAAGAUGUUUUACAGAUGAAAUGAAGUAUGUUUUUUAUGCCAUGGAACCAAUUGCUAGUGGAACUCAGCUUUUAGAUUCAUACAAUAAGUACUUUUUUGAGUCUCCAUUGAUCCAUAGAAGAAAAAAAAAUUCAAAUUUUGUGUGUCAUUGCAUUGCUUGUAAGAAAGAUUGGCCUCUCUUUAUCUUACCAGAGUUAAAUGAUGUAUUUUUGGAUGAGCUAAUGAAAUCGAAGCCAAAAAAGUAUUCCAAAGAGUUGUUUUCUAUAAUGGAAAUUACUCCAUUGAAAGAAAAGAUUUUUAAUGACAUAUAUUCAAUUGAUAAAAAAUUAAUACAAACUGUUACUGGCAUGAUGAAUGAAAUAGUUGAUGUACUACCACAACCUAGUAUAGCUAGAUGUAUGUUAUUCCAAAUGCUUAUUAAGAUUUUUGAUAAGUUUUAUGGUUUUAUUCCGCCCUUUGAAAACUUGUGUUCAUCAAAAAAUAAUUUCUCAUAGA
Messenger RNA from Trichogramma pretiosum, 567 nucleotides. RefSeq lists its product as uncharacterized. Lineage: Eukaryota; Metazoa; Arthropoda; Insecta; Hymenoptera; Trichogrammatidae. The record is from RefSeq and is a predicted model, not a curated record. Gene Ontology annotation, molecular function: protein binding. Bases 24 to 566 code for a protein of 180 amino acids. The transcript is spliced from 2 exons.